AUGUCUUCGUUGAUCAAUGGUGGCGAUGGGAGCGAAGCUCCUCCUCCCGCGCCUGAUCCUAGUGCACGUCCUGUCUCCCCUCAGACCUCCCAGUCAAUCCCCCCUCCAGGGGUUCCUCCAACCUCCGCUCCGUCUUCCGGCCAUGUCACUCUCGCCGAAACCGAAGCAGCCCUGCAGGUCAUGAUGCGUCGCAAUGGCGAGCUCGCCUCCAAGAUGGAGAGUCUCUCUUCGGAGAGGGAGACCUACGCUGCGCGAAGGGACGCGCUCGCGAAGCAAAACGCCACGCUGCAGUCGGCGUUCGAAGCGCUGCAGGUAGAGGCUCGACGUCUACAACAAGAACAGGUCGCCAAUUCCAAUGCUCGCAUGGCGGGGGACAAGGCGUCGGCCGAACGGACUGUGCUGGACUUUGAGGGCAAGCUUCAGGAGCUGGAAUGCCUUCAAGGGAAAUACAACGAUCUGGAGAAGGAAAGCCGGGAGAUGAAGGAGGCGUUAGCCCGAUCUCAGGAAGCGGAACGUCGUGCUCGAGAAGCUGUAGCACGCUUAGAAAAGGAGCGGAGUGAAGCGCAAGUCGCCCACGAGCGGAUGAUGCGCCGUAUCCCCAUCCUUGAGGACGAAAAUCGCCAUGUUAGCUCGAUGCUUCAAGCGGCCGAGGCGGAUCUAUCCGUCAUAGCGGGCCUGGUGGCCAAACGUACCUCAGCGUCAAGCGCGACCGUCCCUGAGCGGCGCACGGACCCCACUUCGCGCGGACAUGGCCCGCUGCAAAUGACUAGUAGCGGGCACUUUAUCAUACCACCUAGCGCUCCUAUGGCAGGCCAGGCGCACGACAAGGGAGAUACCUCCUCUCACGAAGAGGCUGACGAUGCCACCUCGUCGCAGGCUCCUUGCGGUGGGAAACGUCCGCGCACAGGGUCUACGUCCCCCAAACCGAAGACUCCCGCUGCCAAGCGUGCGCGGCGCGCAAGGGACACGACUUCUACAUCGGGGACGACUGUGACAUCCCCAGGUCCAUCGAAGAGCAAGAAAGAUAAGACCGCUGGUAAGGAUAAGGCGGCCGGCGUCUCUACAUCCACUCGUCGUACCGCGCACGUCUCUCAGGAAGGCUGA
Schizophyllum commune H4-8 is the source of this 1104-nucleotide messenger RNA. RefSeq lists its product as uncharacterized. The coding region runs from base 1 to 1104 and encodes 367 amino acids. The transcript has 3 exons. Lineage: Eukaryota; Fungi; Basidiomycota; Agaricomycetes; Agaricales; Schizophyllaceae. The record is from RefSeq and is a predicted model, not a curated record.